AUGACAAAGGGCAAGGGCCGUAAUCCCGGUAUGGGAAAUCUGGACAAGCACGUCAAACGCAAGGUGCACAAGGAACGAUCGCAACCUGCAGCUCGGAAGCACCUUGGCCCACUUGAGAAACACAAGGAUCAUGUGGUGCGCUCGCGUAGGCGAAAGGCGAAGGUGCAGCGGCUACUUGAGCUGAAGCGGGCUGCGGCGCAACGUAAUCCUGACGAGUUCCACAUUAAUAUGACCAAAACUGUUUUGGAUGUCGAAUCGGGUAAAAUGAGGCGUCGACGCCUGUCAAAGGAAGAUAACCGUAAGAAGAUGGAGAAGACUUUGCGGCACAACACUCGCAACUUGCAUUACCUCAAGUAUAAAGCGCAUGCAGACUGGAGCCGCGCAAAGGAGCUGAUUGAAGAGGAUGCAUUGGGGGCACUUACGGCAGCACCGCCUAAGAAUAAACACAUAAUCUUUGCAGAAGACGAAGACGAGUACCAUCACUUCAAUCCUCUCAAGCAACUUGACGCGACACCGGAGAUGCUCAAGCAGCAUCCCGCCGUGCGCGGGAGACUCUCAGUUCUACGUGAAACUGUGUUACCUGAAGAAAUACUCUUGUCGGGAUAUCGAAUGCUGUCGACAGCGCAGAAGCGGAAGGAACGUCGUGAGAUACAGAGGAAAUUACAAAAAAGUGGUCUCAAAAGUGAAGAAGAACGAGCGGAGUUCGUGAAGCGACUCCAUGCAAAGAAAGAGGUGAAAAUGCACCGGUUUUCUUCCCUUGUAGCAAACGCACUUGAAUCUACAGACGCUGAGGCUGAGGGCGAAGAUGCUGAUGAUCCCUGCGACGUGGAUCGCCUCCUCGAGUACAAAAAGAUUAAAGAGAAGGAGGAAGCCCUAUUAGCAGCAAGCCGCGUUAAGGAGAUUCAGCAACGCGUGCACCGCAGUAAAAAGCUUGAUACCCUGGCAAGGGCGAUUAAGAAGCAGAACGAUGGUAUUCGGUGCUCGUUAGAAAAUAAGCGCAACGCCCGGUUUAAGCCAAAUUCUAAGCGACGCGCUCGUUAA
Trypanosoma brucei brucei TREU927 is the source of this 1041-nucleotide messenger RNA. Its product is annotated as U3 snoRNA-associated protein UTP11, putative. Bases 1 to 1041 code for a protein of 346 amino acids. NCBI's taxonomy places the organism in Eukaryota, Euglenozoa, Kinetoplastea, Trypanosomatida, Trypanosomatidae. The transcript has a single exon. Gene Ontology annotation, cellular component: small-subunit processome; nucleolus. Gene Ontology annotation, biological process: rRNA processing. The record is from RefSeq and is a predicted model, not a curated record.